CCACACACUCUGCGACGACUACCUCCUCUGUUUCAAUACUUUGCAAUUUCUUUCUUUUACUCUGCAAAACCCUAACAAAGAGCGAGUUAAAGGCUUUUGAGAUCUAGUAGCUAUGGCGGAUACAGAGACGUUCGCAUUCCAGGCUGAGAUCAACCAGCUUCUUAGUUUGAUCAUCAACACUUUCUACAGCAACAAGGAGAUCUUUCUCCGUGAGCUCAUCAGCAAUGCUUCUGACGCUCUGGAUAAGAUCCGAUUUGAGAGUUUAACUGACAAGAGCAAACUCGAUGCUCAACCAGAGUUGUUCAUUCACAUUAUUCCUGACAAGACCAACAAUACUCUGUCCAUCAUUGACAGUGGUAUUGGUAUGACUAAAGCUGACUUGGUCAACAACCUUGGUACUAUUGCUAGGUCAGGGACAAAGGAGUUUAUGGAAGCCCUUGCUGCAGGUGCUGAUGUUAGCAUGAUUGGUCAAUUUGGUGUUGGUUUCUAUUCGGCUUACCUUGUUGCUGAGAAGGUCAUUGUUACCACUAAGCACAACGAUGAUGAGCAGUAUGUGUGGGAGUCCCAAGCAGGUGGUUCAUUCACCGUGACCAGGGAUACUACUGGUGAGCCCCUUGGGAGGGGUACUAAGAUCACUCUCUACCUCAAGGAGGACCAGCUUGAGUACCUUGAGGAGCGCCGGCUCAAGGAUUUGAUCAAGAAGCAUUCUGAGUUCAUUAGCUAUCCUAUUUCUCUCUGGAUUGAGAAAACCACUGAGAAAGAGAUUUCUGAUGAUGAGGACGAGGAAGAGAAGAAGGAUGAGGAAGGGAAGGUUGAGGAUGUAGAUGAGGAAAAGGAGAAAGACGAGAAGAAGAAGAAAAAGAUCAAGGAAGUUUCGCAUGAGUGGUCUUUGGUUAACAAGCAAAAGCCUAUCUGGAUGAGGAAGCCAGAGGAGAUUACAAAGGAAGAGUACGCUGCUUUCUACAAGAGUCUUACCAAUGAUUGGGAGGAGCACCUUGCUGUGAAGCACUUCUCAGUUGAGGGCCAGCUGGAAUUCAAGGCUAUCCUCUAUGUUCCGAAGAGGGCUCCAUUUGAUCUCUUUGAUACAAGGAAGAAGCCCAACAACAUCAAGUUGUAUGUCCGCAGAGUCUUCAUCAUGGACAACUGCGAGGAGCUCAUCCCUGAAUACCUUAGCUUUGUGAAGGGUAUUGUGGAUUCCGAGGAUCUUCCUCUCAACAUUUCUAGAGAAAUGUUGCAGCAGAACAAAAUCUUGAAGGUCAUUCGCAAGAACUUGGUUAAGAAGUGCAUUGAGCUGUUUUUUGAGAUUGCAGAGAACAAGGAGGACUACAACAAGUUUUAUGAGGCAUUCUCCAAGAACCUAAAGCUUGGCAUCCAUGAGGACUCCACCAACAAGUCAAAGCUUGCUGAAUUGCUGCGAUAUCACUCAACCAAGAGUGGUGAUGAGAUGACCAGCUUGAAGGAUUACGUGACCAGGAUGAAGGAGGGUCAGAAUGACAUCUACUACAUUACUGGUGAGAGCAAGAAGGCUGUUGAGAACUCCCCCUUUCUUGAGAAGUUGAAGAAGAAGGGGUACGAGGUCUUGUACAUGGUUGAUGCAAUUGAUGAGUAUGCUGUUGGUCAGCUCAAGGAAUUCGAAGGCAAGAAGCUUGUCUCAGCAACCAAGGAGGGUUUGAAGUUGGAUGAGACCGAAGAUGAGAAGAAGAAGCAAGAAACCUUGAAAGAGAAGUUCGAGGGUCUCUGCAAGGUGAUUAAGGAUGUCUUGGGUGACAAGGUUGAGAAGGUUGUGGUGUCUGACCGUGUUGUGGACUCUCCCUGCUGUUUGGUGACUGGUGAGUACGGAUGGACUGCUAAUAUGGAGAGGAUCAUGAAGGCACAGGCAUUGAGGGACAACAGCAUGGCUGGCUACAUGUCCAGCAAGAAGACCAUGGAGAUCAACCCGGAGAAUCCCAUCAUGGAAGAGCUCAGGAAGAGGGCAGAUGCUGAUAAGAACGACAAGUCUGUGAAGGACCUUGUUCUCUUGUUGUUCGAGACUGCCCUCCUCACUUCUGGUUUCAGCCUCGAUGACCCCAACACCUUUGGCAACAGAAUUCACAGGAUGUUGAAGCUUGGACUGAGCAUCGAUGAGGAAGCUGGUGAUGGCGAUGCUGACAUGCCCCCACUGGAGGAUGCUGAUGCUGACGCUGAGGGAAGCAAGAUGGAGGAAGUCGACUAAACGGGUCUCGAUUCGUUUUCAUUUUUAUUUUUAAUUUUUAAUUUUCCUAUUAAAAGUAGUGUUCUCUUAAUGAUGAAGCAUCAGAAGGAUUGUUUUGGAACUAAAACUUUUAUAUCUGUCUUUUUGGAUAUUAUAUUACUUGCGGUGAAGUUAGAUAUUUUCUGCUUUUCCUA
Messenger RNA from Ziziphus jujuba (common jujube), 2385 nucleotides. RefSeq names its product heat shock cognate protein 80. The transcript is spliced from 3 exons. Gene Ontology annotation, cellular component: protein-containing complex; cytosol; plasma membrane. The coding region runs from base 113 to 2212 and encodes 699 amino acids. Gene Ontology annotation, biological process: protein stabilization; cellular response to heat; protein folding. NCBI's taxonomy places the organism in Eukaryota, Viridiplantae, Streptophyta, Magnoliopsida, Rosales, Rhamnaceae. Gene Ontology annotation, molecular function: ATP binding; ATP hydrolysis activity; ATP-dependent protein folding chaperone. The record is from RefSeq and is a predicted model, not a curated record.